AGAGUGUAGUGGGAGUUUCUAAGUGGGAACAGAGCAUUUACUGUUUCAUAUUACACAGAAAAGAGGAGAAAGAGGAGAGGAGUUAAUGGUGGGUAAGGGCUCUGGUGGGUCGUGCAGUCAGGCUGUGUUUUGAAUGUAGCUGCUUGUAUAAGUGCUGUGCAGUUGUCUGGGUUUAUGGAUUCGCUGACUGAGGAAAAUGUACUUCUCUGUAGUGGUCCUUGUCCUGACUAAGGCUCUGGUCACAGAGGUGUGUUACGCCCUGAAUGUGACAGUAACCCCUGGGCCUAUUGUCAUGGUAACUGAGAGUGACAACUUGACGCUGUCAUGCUUGGUGUCUCAGAGGAAGAGGAGUAACAGUGCACUGGUCCUCCGCUGGUUCUUCUCUCCUCCUGUUGCCCCCACUCUCUCAACUCCAUCCCCAGCUCCAUCCCCAUCUCACCCUGCACUCCGGCCCUCCGAGCUUCUCAUCGUGAGGCUGGGCAUCAAGAAAAUGAAGCUGUAUGGGAACUACACCCGUCGCUUCCCUCAGCCAAAGUUUCGUCUUUAUGAGGAGAUGGAAGAAGAGGCGUACCGGCUGCUGAUCGUCAAUGUGACGGGGAUUGACCAGGGCUUCUACACUUGUAGAGUUCAGGAGGUCCGUAAACACAGAAGCACCUGGAGAGCGUCAUCCAAUGGCACCAGCACCACACAACUCACAGUGCACUUCACCCAUGAGGAUAGUCGCAGUGAAGGAGUGUGGCGUUUGUUUGCAGAUGUGUAUCUGUGUGCUGUGCUGAUCUGCUCUCUGGGGUUGCUGUCCAUCUUCCUGUUCACUCUGGUUUUAAUCUGCCAGUACCUUCACAGCAGGCACAGGCUCAGAGCCAGUUACCUCCUAGUCAAAUGUCCAGAAAGCAGCUCAGGAGAAACUGUGACCAGCUCAGCCAGUUCCUCCAGCUCCUCUCCCCGAGCACAGAGGAAAGAGAUCAAACAAAAACCUGAAAGAAAAGUAACAUCAACAGCACCUAAAGUACCUGAGGAGCCUCCACCCCACAUACCAACCAAAGUGCCUGUUGCUGCACAGAGACCUCGAAAGCCCAGAAGGUUAAAGACCCAACCAAGGAAAUCUGCGACGCCGCGAGUACCACAGGAGGACAGUCUGACAUACGCAGAGCUGGAGCUGGUCAGACCGAGGCCUGAGCCCCCAGCCUCCUCCAACCCCAGCCCCUCAACCUCCAGCCCAGACACUGUGUACGCUCAGAUCCUCUUCCAGGAGAAACGGCUGUAAACUCUGCAGCUCUGGACACGUGGAUGUUACUGCACCUCCUGGUGAGGGCAGAGAUUCAGUCGCCCAAACUGAAAUCCACAUCCAAAGGACUAUAUUUAUGAACUGUCUCUGUGGCAUUUAGCAUUUCAUUUGGUCAUAAGCACGCUACAACUUCUGCUGGUAAACGGGAUAGGGGCUUCGCCUCCCUUCGAUCACUGCAGUGUUUGGUUCUCACAGUGCUGUUGUUGUGUUGGUGUUGUUUGUUGGCAUCGCUGGCCUGUGUGCCAGAUGUUUGUUCAUUCAGGAAUGCUCUUACUGUUAACUGUUGCUGUACAAACCCAGGAGACUAUGUGGCAAUUUACUGUAAUGCUACGAGGCAUUGUAACACUUAGCUUUUUAAAUGCAUUUAUAAUUACAGUACUAAUACACCAACUGAAUAAAUAUACGCCUGGUUCUUACAGUGUGAACAAACAAUUGUUGCUUCACAUAAAUCAUGCCUGUAAG
Myripristis murdjan (pinecone soldierfish) is the source of this 1747-nucleotide messenger RNA. It is a transcript of the gene vstm4a, whose product is annotated as V-set and transmembrane domain containing 4a. The transcript has 8 exons. Lineage: Eukaryota; Metazoa; Chordata; Actinopteri; Holocentriformes; Holocentridae. Gene Ontology annotation, cellular component: membrane. The record is from RefSeq and is a predicted model, not a curated record. The coding region runs from base 197 to 1264 and encodes 355 amino acids.